AGCGGCGAUCGCCAUGCGCGGCCCGGGGCCCGCGUGCUGCGCGCUGCUCUUCGCGCUGGGGCUGUGCCGGGCGCGACCCCGCAACGUGCUGCUGAUCCUCGCCGAUGACGGAGGCUUUGAGAGUGGCGCGUACAACAACAGCGCCAUCGCCACGCCUCACCUGGAUGCCCUGGCCCGCCGCAGCCUCAUCUUUCGCAACGCCUUCACUUCCGUUAGCAGCUGUUCUCCCAGCCGUGCCAGCCUCCUCACCGGCCUGCCCCAGCAUCAGAAUGGCAUGUACGGACUGCACCAGGACAUGCACCACUUCAACUCCUUCGACCAGGUGCGGAGCCUGCCGCUGCUGCUCAGCCAGGCCGGGGUGCGCACAGGCAUCAUCGGGAAGAAGCACGUGGGGCCGGAGGCCGUGUUCCCCUUUGACUUUGCCUACACCGAGGAGAACGGCUCUGUGCUCCAGGUGGGGCGGAAUAUCACUAGGAUUAAACUGUUAGUCCGGAACUUUCUGCAGACCCAGGAUGACAGGCCCUUUUUCCUGUAUGUGGCCUUCCACGACCCCCACCGCUGUGGGCACUCCCAGCCCCAGUACGGAGCCUUCUGUGAGAAGUUCGGCAAUGGGGAGAGCGGCAUGGGGCGCAUCCCAGACUGGACACCCCAGACCUAUGACCCUCAGGAUGUAAAGGUUCCUUACUUUGUUCCUGACACACCAGCAGCCCGAGCUGACUUGGCCGCGCAGUACACCACUAUUGGUCGGAUGGACCAAGGGAUAGGACUUGUGCUCCAGGAGCUGCAGGGAGCUGGUGUCUUGAACAACACCUUGGUGAUUUUCACGUCGGACAAUGGAAUCCCCUUCCCCAGCGGAAGGACCAACCUGUACUGGCCGGGUGCCGCAGAGCCCUUGCUGGUGUCAUCCCCGGAGCAUCCGCAGCGCUGGGGCCAGGUCAGCGAGGCCUACGUGAGCCUCCUAGAUCUCACCCCCACCAUCUUAGACUGGUUCUCCAUCACUUACCCCCGCUAUGCCAUCUUUGGCUCCAAGACCGUCCAGCUCACAGGUCGGUCCCUCCUGCCAGUGCUGGAGGCAGAGCCCCUUUGGUCGACUGUCUUCGGCAGCCAGAGCCACCACGAGGUCACCAUGUCCUACCCCAUGCGCUUCGUGCACCACCAGAACUUCCGCCUCAUACACAACCUCAGUUUCAAGAUGCCCUUUCCCAUCGACCAAGAUUUCUACGUCUCACCGACCUUCCAGGACCUCCUGAACCGCACCAUGGCUGGCCAGCCCACAGGCUGGUACAAGGACCUUCACCAUUACUACUACCGGGAGCGCUGGGAGCUCUAUGAUGUCAGCAGGGAUCCCUGCGAGACACAGAACCUGGCCACUGACCCACGCUUUGUGCAGGUGCUGGAGACGCUGAAAGCCCAACUGGCUAAGUGGCAGUGGGAGACCCACGACCCCUGGGUGUGUGCUCCUGAUGGCGUCCUGGAGGAGAAGCUGGCUCCACAGUGCCAGCCUCUCCACAAUGAGCUGUGACAGGUCGUGAAGCCCUUGUCUGUGCUCCUCUGCCCAGACACGGAGGGAGGGGCCGGGCCAACAGCCCUUCCAUCAUGCUGCCAUCUUCGGAGGGCUCCUGUGUGAUGUGGGUGUCAUUCCUGUCUCCUGGACUGGAUGCCACCCACGGCCCAUGAUGCCAUCAUACUGGGAACACUGCUGUCCUCAUGUCUGAGCUGUGUCCCAGCACAGGACUUCUAGGGGGAAUCCCUGGGCUUGGAGGAAUCCCCAGCCUUUGAUUUGGGGCAAAUGUGGGGACUUGCACAUGGAGGGAUAAGGAGUGGAGACUUGCCUGUGGGUGUUUCUGAGCUCUUCACCCAAGAGGAGCCUGGGCUGCUGUGUGCCAUGUGGGCAGUGGGAGGGCACACCACACUGGCUCCUUGACCACCCUUGACGUAGGGGAAGCUUUUGUGCUGUCUCGGUUCUAACCCCAAGUCCAGUACCUGCCCACGCAGGGACCUCACUGACUGCAGCCGCAUGGUUAAUUCUGUGUUGUUUUUUUUUUUUUUCUGGACACAGCUUGUCCUUCCUGAGAGCAACAGAGGCCAAAGGGUGACAGGGCCCUUCCUCCUGGCUUAGGUUCCCUCCUCAGGUGAUGUCAGACAUCUAGCCCCAAACCUGCCCUGCACCCAUGGCCCAUGGAGCUGAAGUACAACCUGAACAACCUAGAAAGAGGGGUCUCCUUUCCCCCACCCCCUGUCAUCUCCAUACAGGGGGUGGGAAGGAAGCCAUGAGCCCCAGCAUUGUAAAAGCCUUUUAUUUUAGUCAAAUACACAGAAUUUCACAUUA
Molecule: messenger RNA, 2329 nt
Organism: Jaculus jaculus (lesser Egyptian jerboa)
Lineage: Eukaryota; Metazoa; Chordata; Mammalia; Rodentia; Dipodidae
Gene: Sgsh
Product: N-sulfoglucosamine sulfohydrolase
Exons: 8
Coding region: 14-1522 (502 amino acids)
Biological process (GO): glycosaminoglycan catabolic process; heparan sulfate proteoglycan catabolic process
Molecular function (GO): N-sulfoglucosamine sulfohydrolase activity
Source: RefSeq, a predicted model, not a curated record